Messenger RNA from Funneliformis geosporum, 1732 nucleotides. NCBI's taxonomy places the organism in Eukaryota, Fungi, Glomeromycota, Glomeromycetes, Glomerales, Glomeraceae. The record is from the annotation of a GenBank genome assembly.
UUCUGAAUGCAUCGAAAGGCCUCUUGAUGUCGUUAGAUAUUUACUUGAACUUGAGUCAAAUUCGGGAGAACAACUGGGUAUAGAUCAGGCAAACAUUCCAGCAUAUUUUAAAACUAUUUUCGCGUCUGAAGGAAAUGUCAAUCAGAUACCUUCAUUGAACGAUGUUUCUUGUGUAUAUGGUAUUCCGCAAUAUACACUUGUGCGCUUUCGGUCCAUGAUCCAAAAUACUGGAUUUGGACACGAAGUUUUUGUUAGUUCGUAUGAAAUGGUCAAUCGUGAUGGCAUUAAGCAAAAGAAAUUUCAUAAAUAUUCAGAUGAAAUUGUCCUUAAGGAUGAGAACUUAAAUGAUGUACUGGAAAGUCUAAAUUCUCCUUGUAAUGAAUUUAGUGAGAGGCAAUUAUUUUAUUGCACCUCUGUGCCUGGAGAGACGCAGCUUCGAUUAAAAUCUGAAACAAAUAUUGAAGAUAUCGUAAGUUCAACUGCGAAUAUUAAUUUGAAUGAUGAAAAAGCUAAUAAUGAAUUGAAAGAAUCCUCAUCAAAAUAUCCAUUUCCGAAAGAAAAUCAUAUGGCGGCAGUAAUUAAGAUUUAUGAGAAAGAGGAUUCAUUUAAAGUUACAGAUGUUGUUGAAUUUAUUGGAGUACUUAAUUAUCCGAGAAAGGCGACUAACGAUGCAAAUGAAUCGCAAUGUGAUGAAUUUAAUGUCCUUGAUGAAAAUACUGCAUCUUGUUAUAGCCCUAGUGUGCAUGUGAUAUUUUAUAGAAAGCUUCAUCCAACAGGAAAUCCGCUAAUAUCAACUACAAACUUAUCUGUGUCUCCUAACGAUGCCGAGUUGAUCAGAAGUGCUAUGGUUCAGUAUAUCGCAUCAGCAUUUGGAGGGGAUUAUUUAGUUGCAGAAUUCGUUUUGCUACAACUUUUAUCUAGAAUACAUCUUCGACAAAAUGGUUUCGCACUCGGAAAGCUCGCAUUAAAUAUCAGCAAUGCCUCUACCUGUAAUACUGUUGUAAAUGGAAAUUCGAAUAACGAUUUAAGUCUCGAACACGAUAAUUUAUUUGCAAAACGAAUCUCUUCUGUUCUCGCUUCACUUUUACCAAAAUAUCAUGACCUUCCGCUUACUCUAUCCACACUUAAUGAGUUAUUUUAUUUCCCACGUAGCAAUAAUGAACUGGAUUCCGGUGUUUUACAAGUUAGUCAAGGCACAUGGUUUUUGAUUGACGAGACGGUGCUGAAAGAAGGAAAAUUAUGCGAUACUGGAGUCCGUAACUUGAAAGCUCUUAACGAUAUAUUGGACCAUCAGAAACUUAAUUACACUUUCCCAUUUAAUAAUUAUGAAUUCGAUACGGAUAUUGGAAUAAUUAUAUUAUCGAAUGCUAAAUCAUUCCUUAAUCAUGAUUGUAACAUUCCUCUUAUUCAAAAAACCGAGAGCAUAACAAUUCUAGAUAUACCAGAAGAUACAUUAAACCAAUUCAGGAAAUAUAUUAGUAUUCUUAGAUGGACUGACUUUAAUAUCCCUGAAAAUAUUUCAAAUUAUAUUCAAACAGAUUACGUCACUCAAAGACAGAAGGCGUCGAGGAAUGGAAUACCUUUGAUAUCUCAAGAAGAUUUAAUGUUGCUUUUGAAUUUAUCAAGAUUGGUUGGUUUGAGUUUUGGCUCAUCGGAAUUAACAAAAGAAUUAUGGGAUCAUACCAAAAAAUUGGAUGAAGCUAGGAGAGAUCGUAUCUACCAUAAAGUAUAA